ACCAUCUAAACCAAGUCUUUGUCGCAUAAACCACUCGAUUCUUUCCCUCUCAAACAAACACCAAAGAAUCGAAUCAGAAGUGGAAUACACACUGGGACUGGAGUUCCCUCUUAUUUAGAGAGAGAGAGCGUGAGGAAUCUCAAACCCAAAAAAGCAAAAUAUUAUAAUAUAUAUAUAUACUGCGUGUGUACUUGAAUGGGAUCAAAAAGUGGUGCUUUCUUUGCUUUGCUAUACUCUCUGUAGAAAACCAGUUCUGGGUUUUCUCUGCUUUUGAGGUCUCUCUCGCCGCCUUUGGGGGUUUCGGCACGGCCUUUUUCUCUGCAGCAAAAUCUGGGUUUUGAAGCCGCAUUUAAGUCGCUUAGUGGUUGUUCGACAGAUUGUCUAGCUGGACCUCUUUCAAUUAUUUCUGGCUACCAUUUAACUCUCUCUCUCUCUUUGCCUCUCUCUCUCUCUCUCUCUGCCAAAAUCUUUGAAUUAAGAAUUCUGACUCUCUGCUUCAAUUGUAACCUCACAAAUCAAUACGCACUCUUGUUUUUUGCUUCCAAAAACAAAGAAAAAAAAAAGAAAGGCAAGAACAAUCAAGGAUUUGCUUUCAGAGAAUUGGGUUCCAGAAAGAGACGACUCGGACUAGCGUCUUUUAUGUGUUCUGCCUGAAAUUAGACAGAUAAUUUAGAGGAAAUAGAAGACAAUGUUGGCUCAAAAACAAGGAGAGGAGGCCAUAGUCAACGAGGCCGAACAUGAAGGCAAUAAGGAAGAAGAGAAGCAAGAAGAUCACUCCAUUUUCAGUGUCAAGAGCAUCCUCUGGCAUGGAGGCUCUGCUUGGGAUGCUUGGUUCAGUUGUGCUUCCAAUCAAGUAGCACAAGUUCUGUUAACCUUGCCCUACUCAUUCUCUCAACUGGGUAUGUUAUCUGGCAUAAUAUUCCAGAUUUUCUAUGGUCUCAUGGGUAGUUGGACAGCUUACCUCAUCAGUGUUCUGUACAUUGAGUACAGAUCCAGAAAGGAGAAAGAGAAUUACAGCUUCAAGAACCAUGUCAUACAGUGGUUUGAAGUGCUUGAUGGGCUACUGGGUCCUUACUGGAAAGCAGUGGGUCUAGCUUUCAACUGUACUUUUCUUCUAUUUGGAUCUGUCAUACAGCUUAUUGCUUGUGCAAGUAAUAUAUAUUAUGUCAAUGAUAAAUUGGACAAGAGGACAUGGACAUACAUAUUUGGAGCUUGCUGUGCAACCACUGUGUUCAUACCCUCCUUUCAUAACUACCGAAUUUGGUCUUUUCUUGGCCUUGGGAUGACCACUUACACUGCCUGGUACUUGACCAUAGCCGCCUUCACACAUGGCCAGGUUGAAGGAGUGGAAUACUCGGCUCCCAAAAAGCUAGUGCUGUAUUUCACCGGAGCCACCAAUAUUCUAUACACCUUCGGUGGACACGCUGUCACUGUGGAAAUUAUGCACGCUAUGUGGAAACCUCAAAAAUUCAAGUACAUAUACUUAAUAGCGACACUCUACGUUUUCACACUAACGCUGCCGUCAGCUUCUGCCGUCUACUGGGCAUUUGGUGACCAACUAUUAAACCAUUCCAAUGCUUUGUCUCUUCUCCCCAAGACCCGUUGGCGUGACACUGCCGUUAUUCUUAUGCUCAUUCACCAGUUCAUAACAUUUGGGUUCGCAUGUACACCACUGUACUUCGUGUGGGAGAAGGUAAUAGGAAUGCAUGACACAAGAAGCAUAUGCCUAAGGGCACUAGUAAGGCUACCAGUGGUGAUACCAAUAUGGUUCUUGGCCAUUAUAUUCCCAUUCUUUGGUCCCAUUAACUCUGCAGUUGGGGCUCUCUUGGUUAGCUUUACCGUCUACAUCAUCCCUGCUCUCGCUCAUAUGCUCACUUUCAGAAAGGCCUCUGCUCGCCAGAAUGCGGCGGAGAAGCCUCCUAGGUUUAUGCCAAGCUGGACUGCCAUGUAUGCACUGAACAUCUUUGUUGUGGGUUGGGUCUUGGUGGUGGGUUUCGGGUUCGGUGGAUGGGCUAGCAUGACCAACUUUAUUAGGCAAAUUAACACAUUUGGGCUCUUUGCUAAGUGCUACCAAUGCAAACCUCCAACACCAACACCAACAACGGCGAAACACUGAGUCAACUUGUGAUGGCUCAACAGGAUUCAACCAAAACUCUUCAGAACCUGGUUACGAUCUUCUAUGCUAGAAAAUGUGAUUGUUUCUCGAUUCGAUCACUUACAGCUACACAAUCUGAUUUUUCUUUAAAUUAGAUUUAAAGUUUAAUUAAAUGUCAGAUUUGGUGAGUGCAAGAGACAUUCUGGACAGAGAUUGUGCUCAAACUUCUUUUCCCGGUCUUCUCUCCCAUUAUUUUGUAUAUUAUAGGUAGGGAGGUAGCAAUAUUUCACCUACAUGUAAUUUGUGUGUUGUUGGAUUUCUUCUUUUCUUUUUUUUUUCUUAAAAUAGUAGAUGAACUAGUGUGUUGAAUUGUGAUGAUUCCUUAGCUAUCAAAGCAUAGGCUAGUUAAAAUCAGUAUAUGCUUAGGUGCAAAUUUUUUUUGUCACUUUUAUUUUAUUUUUUUGUGCAAUUUUAUAUUGCAUAGUUUUUCUUGUAAUAGCUUGAAAUGUCAUUAUUACCUAGCAUGUUUCCAAAGGGUGUUCAUCUUGUAGAAAUAUAAGGUUAUGGUA
Molecule: messenger RNA, 2664 nt
Organism: Camellia sinensis
Lineage: Eukaryota; Viridiplantae; Streptophyta; Magnoliopsida; Ericales; Theaceae
Product: auxin transporter-like protein 2
Source: RefSeq, a predicted model, not a curated record